AUGCUGUCGAAGGUCUCCUGCAGACUUAUCGUUCCGACGACUGAAAGUACCUUCCUGCCUUUCCUUUAUGAAACUCGCACACUGAAAACGCCGCCAUUGUCCUUGCGGAAGAGGCCGGGCCUUUUUUGCAACCGCUGCUAUUCUACUACGCAGAGUAGUACAUCUUCAGACAAACCCUCAGAGGAAACUGCGUCCGAAUCUUCGCAAGAUAGCAAUACCGAGUCGUCGAGCAGUCAAGGUCCUCGCAUAUAUAUCAAGAAAAAAGCCGCAUCCAUUCCUUCGGCCAGGCCUCAGAAACGAGCGUCCAAACCUGGCUCAACAGUGACUCGUAGUGAGAGAGAGAUAUUUGAUCGGUUAUUCGCGAAACUAGGGUCCAGUCCUCCCCCGGAAUUGGCUCCUGGCGAUAAGCGAAAAGAAGAGCAGAAGCAGAAGCAGACCCCUUCAAGCACUACUUCAAACACGUCAUCUCCGGACGACUUGGAGACGGAUGAAUCGGCGCAGAUAUCGGCGAUAUUCCAGGAAAGUAUAGAAGAGCUUAAAACUGGAGCGAACCAAGAGCCCGGAUUGCACACGGCACCAGCGAGCGCUUCCCAGCAGUUGUCUCAUAUCGACAGGCUGAAAGCGGAUCAGGUGUACAGGAAACUCGAUGAUUUCAUGAACUCCACCGCCGAAGAUGAAAGUCCAGACCAGGUGGAGACGUCGCGACUCAUCAAGCUAGUGGUACAAAGAGAGUCGGAGAAGAUCGAGAACGAAUUACGACAGACAAUCAGAGAAGGGAAAGGCGAUCUCGGGCUGUGGAAGGUUUGCGAAGAGCGCAUAUUUGGAAUGCUACGGCAACUAGACGAACCAUCUCAUAAUCAUAAUCACUACUCGGGGAGCCCAGAACUGGCGAAUGGGCGAGACUCGAAGGAUACCGACGCAGAGGGCAGCAAGGAUCCCGAGAAUUCGGCUUCCGAACAGCAACCCUUGGAUAUUCCAUCCUACGUGCCGAAAAACGCCAUCAUCUCAGCUGUGUACUCUAACAUGCUCCUCGUCGUCUUCCACCUGCUAAGAAGGAACUUCCCCAAUUCGCCAUUGAUCAGCGAGAUCUGGCCCACCAUCCAAUCCUACGGACGGGCUUCCGUGGUUUUGGGCGCAUCCACACAGCUGUACAAUGAGCUAAUCCGUUACUACUGGCGUGACUGCGACGACCUUGCAACGGUGGUGUCCCUUCUGAAGGAGAUGGAAGAGACGGGCGUCGAGCCGGACACGAAGACGUACAGAUUGGUCCGGGCCAUCGCCACGCAGCGCGAGCGCGCGAGACAAAAGUAUAUCCGACAGCACGAAGAACUCCGCAAGGGCGCAGGACAGGACUUGUAUAACGACUCCACGAGCUGGAUGGAGACGGUGCCCAACAUGCAUGCCUACCGUGAGCUGGUGGGAUCGGGACACCAGCAGAGCUGGGCCGAUCGGAUCCAGCAGCGUCUGGAAGAGCUGGGUAUAAGUGAGGCGCUGGACAAGAAUGCGGAACGGGAUCUGGAGCGUCUGUAUAGUGAAGAAGAGGAGGAAGAGGAAGAAGAAGAACAAGAAAAAGAGAAAGAGAAAGAGAAGGAUGAAGGUGACGAUCUUAAGUGA
Molecule: messenger RNA, 1614 nt
Organism: Rasamsonia emersonii CBS 393.64
Lineage: Eukaryota; Fungi; Ascomycota; Eurotiomycetes; Eurotiales; Trichocomaceae
Exons: 1
Coding region: 1-1614 (537 amino acids)
Cellular component (GO): mitochondrion
Source: RefSeq, a predicted model, not a curated record